Messenger RNA from Pisolithus orientalis, 483 nucleotides. RefSeq lists its product as uncharacterized. Lineage: Eukaryota; Fungi; Basidiomycota; Agaricomycetes; Boletales; Pisolithaceae. Bases 18 to 389 code for a protein of 123 amino acids. The record is from RefSeq and is a predicted model, not a curated record. The transcript is spliced from 3 exons.
AGAAGCGGUUUGAUCAUAUGCGGGUGCCAAUCCUCGAGUUUUUGCUACUCAUUCUCGCAGUUUCCGUCCAAUCAGCAAUUUCCAGGGUUCAGACUCAGCCAAGUUCAUCCCCUCGCGAGUACGAUCCAGAUGACGACAUUGUCACCGUCGAGUCAGAUACACCUCAGGCUGUUCCCGAAAGUCAGAAGUCGCUGGCGCGUCAGCCUGAUCCGCGUGACGGCCGAUGUCUCAUUGCGAAUUCGACUUGUCAAGCUGCCAUCGAGAUACGCCACCUGGUGGCCCGCUCCACAGACCACUCAAUCGUCUGUUCUUUUCUUUACUAUUUCUCAGAGCACUUUGCCUUUCCAGUGUGCAAAGAGCCGGAACGGGAACGACAACAGCGACCAUGACCCCACCGACCUCGAUGAUCCACAUCUUUAUUUAGAACGAUAGUAGACUUUGAAGGUAAGCUUGUAGUGCUUGAGGGGCUCAGUUGUCGAGUAG